CAGAGGACGCCGAGACAGAGACGUUCUCAAGGGAACCCACCAGUUAGAAAAAAAAUGACUAAAAGCUACACUCUGCGGCAUCACAGAAGAGUAACCUCUGAUGCCAGUGAGCUAAAGAUGUUCUGGGAGAAAAAAAUCGAAUAUCAUGCAAAACAGCUCCAAGACGAAGAGCUGAGAGUCAGCCGGAGCGCCUUGAGCAGGCUCCGCGACGAAUGGGCCCGGAAGCUGGAGGGCAGAAACAAGAUGCUGCAGGGCCCCCCAGGGGUGCCCAAGAUGAGCUCCCUGCUGCCCAUCGAGUCCUUUCACCCAGAAGACAAGACGGCCGCCUGAGGCACCCAAAGGUGCUGAGGCACAGCUUCCAGUGGGCCCGC
Loxodonta africana (African savanna elephant) is the source of this 371-nucleotide messenger RNA. It is a transcript of the gene FAM240C, whose product is annotated as family with sequence similarity 240 member C. NCBI's taxonomy places the organism in Eukaryota, Metazoa, Chordata, Mammalia, Proboscidea, Elephantidae. Bases 55 to 330 code for a protein of 91 amino acids. The transcript is spliced from 3 exons. The record is from RefSeq and is a predicted model, not a curated record.